AUGGCCAGCUUCAUUCGAGGCAAACAGGCCGGUAUUCAGAAUGACCUUUCCGCCGGACUAACGCCCGAGCAUGUCGCUAUCGAUGACAUCGAGCGCUAUGGAAUCAACAGUCAGAUAGGAGCCAUCGCCUACGACCCCGUGCAAUCACUGCUGGCAGUGGGCACGAAGGACAGCAAAUUCGGACCUGGACAGAUCUACAUCUUCGGUAGAGGCAGAGUGGCUGUCACACUAGAUCUACCUCAGCGAGCAUCGGCCAAGCAGAUACAAUUCUGUGCCGACAAGCUGGUCUGUCUAGACUCGAAAAACGACUUGUCAUUCUAUUCGCUGGAGGCCAAGAAACUCAUCGGAUCUCAUUCACCACCUGGUGUCGCUACGUGCAUCGCGACAGAUCCCGCACUGGACUAUGCCUUGAUUGGUAUGCAGUCUGGAGAUGUUCUUGCGUAUGACAUGGACAGGGAGGGAGCCGCUCCUUUCCGAAUCCCAAAUCUGUGGGCCGAGCGUGAUUCGAGAGUACGAGUGUCCCCGGUCGUCAGUAUCCAGUUCCAUCCUAGAGAUAUCGGAAAACUGUUGAUCGGCUACGUUCAUGGUGCUGUCACCUUUUCCUUCAAACUAAACCAAGCUCAAAAGUUCUUCCAAUAUGAGGUCCCUGCUGGAGCACCAGGUGGUCAUGCAGACCCUUCUUCGUCGAGAACCCCGCGCUGGCCGAAACUGACCCAAGCAGUCUGGCAUCCUACUGGUACUUUCAUUCUGACUGGACACGAAGACAGCUCGAUGGUAUUUUGGGAUCCCAAAGAUGGCAGAAUCGUCUUGGCCAGAACGACUAGUGAAACACACAUCAAUGUUCCAGGCAAGGGUGCCACAACUCUUGGGUCGACAGUAUCAGUAAAAGAGCCCAUCUUCAAGGUUGCUUGGUGCGCAAACAAGGACCCUGACGAUACUGCGCUUCUCAUCGCCGGUGGUGCGGACACGACUAUGCCAACAAAAGGCAUGACAUUCUUUGAGCUGGGCCGAACACCAAACUACGCCACUUCAAGUUGGGAUGUCCUUGCUGACCACUUGGAGUCACCACGUCGACAAAGAGUGCUUCCAACACCACCUAAUGCUGAAGUAGUUGAUUUCUGCCUCAUCCCUCGAGAAUCGCCACACUUUGCUGGCGCUCAAGAUCCUGUCGCCAUCUUAGCGCUCCUGUCAUCUGGAGAGGUUAUCACGCUCAGCUUCCCCAGCGGAAUACCCAUUACUCCCACCAAUCAGCUGCACGUGUCUAUGAGUUUUGUUCAUCCGUUUAUUAGACGUGCAAAUGUCACUACAGUCGACAGAGUCAGGUGGCUUGGUAUGACCGAGACCCGCAACCAGGGCCCUCAGAUCCUCAAGGGUGGCGUCGAGCAAACACAUCCUCUGAAGCGAUACGAAAACCGAAACAUCAUUCAAACAAUGCAUGCAGACGGCACGGUCAGACUAUGGGACGCAGGUCACGGUGAUGAGCUGGAGAAUGACAAGGUCCUCGAAGCAGGUGUCGGUCGAGCUGUGGGACGAAUCGAAGGUGUCGACAUUACCAAUACCUCUCUGGCAAGUGCGAGCGGCGAGUUUGCGGCAGGCACGAGGAGCGGUGAAGUUGCUGUUUUCCGCUGGGGCCACAACAGAAACUUUGGCCGUGAUCUGCCCCCAUCUGCUGGUGGAAACCGUCCUAAUGCUCUCACCAACAUUGUCGACAGAGCCGAUCCAGACAAGCCAGAGUGGGUAACGAAACUGGAGUUCAGUGUAAGUGUCGAUGUACACUGGCAGCUCGUUCAACACUUACACAUCUUUAGNGUCAUGACUCUCGAGGACGAGAACUACUCCAGUGUGAACUUACAUGCUGGUACUAAUUUAGGUCGACUAGCAACAUUCAAGCUCAUUCCUGACAGCAGUGGACGUUACUGCGUCGAUUUUAAGGGCGUAACCUCCUUCGAUGGUCGCAUCAUCCACUUGUCACCCGUCGACACCCACACGGGCAGACCAGCAUCCGCAACCCCUGACGCUGUAGCCAAUCUCCGCAACGGCGUAAAGACUGACGGUGUUCUCGUCGCCGUAACCACAGCCGAGGCACGUAUCUUCCGCCCGGCCACCUCAAAGGGCGCUCACAAGACUUUCGACAGCCACUCCUGCGAGUCAGCAGCUGUAGUAAGAUUCCAAGAUCAGGGUUACGUACUUGCUGGGUUGUUCGGUGAUGGCACCGUGCGCGCUUAUACACUGCCUGCGCUGAGAGAGCUGAAUUCGAUCAACAUAUCGCAUAUCCUGGACACCAGACGCUUUGCUGAUUCCAUCAUCAUUCCCAAUGGCGACAUUUUUGGCUGGACCGGUCCCUCUGAGAUGGCUCUAAUCAAUAUGUGGGGAACAGGCCAACUACUGCCANAAAUCACUAGACAAACUCUUCAACCCCGAAGCUCUCAUCCCUCCUCGCCCUACAAUCUCAAACUUCCAAUGGGUAGCAGGAACCCAAUACUCGGCGGCCCUGACCGCCCACCCUCCAAACGCAUGCUCGCCCAAUCUCGCGCGGACGAAGCAUCCCGUCUCGCUGCCUCCCGCCAAGCUACCUCUGCCUCUUCCUCAGCAGCUCAAGGUGCCAAUGAAGGAUGGGGUGCCUAUAUGCAACGACAACUUCAAGAGCGCACUGAGAAACUCAAUAUCAUGGGAGACUCAAUGGAGAAUCUUGAGAAUAAUAGUCAAGGGUGGGCGGAUGAUGUGAGUAAGUUUGUUAACAAGCAGAAGAGNGGGGCGAUGACUGGGUUGAUUAAGAAGGGGUUUGGGUUUUAA
This is a messenger RNA of Aureobasidium vineae, 2793 nucleotides long. The record is from the annotation of a GenBank genome assembly. NCBI's taxonomy places the organism in Eukaryota, Fungi, Ascomycota, Dothideomycetes, Dothideales, Saccotheciaceae.